This is a messenger RNA of Penicillium nucicola, 1341 nucleotides long. RefSeq names its product Zn(II)2Cys6 transcription factor domain-containing protein. Gene Ontology annotation, biological process: regulation of DNA-templated transcription. Bases 1 to 1341 code for a protein of 446 amino acids. The record is from RefSeq and is a predicted model, not a curated record. Gene Ontology annotation, molecular function: DNA-binding transcription factor activity, RNA polymerase II-specific; zinc ion binding. Lineage: Eukaryota; Fungi; Ascomycota; Eurotiomycetes; Eurotiales; Aspergillaceae. The transcript is spliced from 5 exons.
AUGACAGCAGACCCAUGGAUCAGACCUAGCGAAACCACUAGGCGUACUAUUGGACCUCUGGACAAGCGCAAAACUACAACCCGCUGUCAGCUUUGUGCCAACCGACGGGUAAAGUGUGAUGGGAGAAGCCCAUGCGAAAGAUGCGUCCGCACGAAGAAAACCUGUGUGCCGCAGUAUCAACAGCAGCCAGGAAUAAAAUUCAUCCACGUUUCGGGACAUGCGUUGUCUUCUACAAUUCCCAUGCAAGUUCGAAAGCAUGAUGACGCUAUAUAUCUGGAACAUUUCGCUUCUUUCAUUCAGCGCUGCCAUUUCAGUGAAGAAUUUGCUGCCACAAAUACAGAUAUAGUCACUAUCAUUGGGAAAUAUCCUCUAAUUUUGCAGAUUUCUAUCGCAAUUGGAGCUUUGGAUGCCAGUAGAAAAGGCUCUUCUAGAUCCUUUGGCGCGCUUCAGUCUCCUCAAUAUGUUGCGUUUCGGGCUUGCGGUAGAUCAUUGCAAGACCUGCAUUCGGCAGUCUCGACGGCAAACCCAGUCUUUCGAGAUGAUGUGCUUUGGAGCACAUUUCUGCAUGGCAUUUUUGAGUUGAUGGCUGAAGAUUCCGGAAAUUCAUUCGCAAAGCAUAUGGCUUUUGGUACAUCUAAAUUACUGCUCCUGUUGGAAACGAGAAAACCGCUUCCGUUACCCACGGAAAGCUUGAUUGAUGCUUUUUGGAUACUGGAGACCAACAGAGCCAUUCUUUAUGGUGACAUGGGUUUCAACGCGGAAAAGCUGGCCAAAUCCCAUGAGGGAAAUUCUCAUGCUCAUGAUAAAAACAUCCACAUUUGCAAAAAGGCAAGUCAACCUUGGAAGCUCUUUGACGAGAUUGAAAGUAUCCCUCAAAUGUUAAGACCGUUUGAUCCCAGGGUGCAUCGUAUUGCAAUAAAGGGACUUGAGAUCAAAGAAAGUCUACUCAAUUGGCAGCAAAGAAGGCCUUUGGAGAGGUUGCCGUUAGACCCAUUUAACCAAUUGGCUGUGAUCAUUCAUCGUGCCCUUCUUUUAUACCAUUGCUGGAAUUUCACCUUCUAUUCAUGCUGGAUGACACGGGUAAUUCCUCAGCUUGAGCAGAGUGAGGUCUGCAAACAUGUCGCCACAAUUUUGGAUCUGUCUCAAAGCCUUCUGUCGGAUACUUUUAUUCCGGGACUUCUCAUAUUGUUUCCACUGCGAAUGGCUGGAGUCCACACAAGCGAGAGUCGCGUGCAGCAAAAGGUGCUGGACACUAUUCGCAACAUACAAAACAAGGGCUUUAUGGCUUCAAAUAGAAUCGAGGCCGAUUUGCAGGAAUUUUGGCGCUACGAAAGCAAGUGA